GGCGGGCCUCCUCGGGAGGAGAAAGCGGCCCGCCAGAGGCUCCCUCCCUCCCGUUCGGCAUCGUCGCAGUGCGCAUGCGCUUCUUGGGCGCCACCAUUUUGACGGGCGGCCCCGCCGGGCCGGGGAGAGGGCGCCAGGGGCCGGCCCUUCCUCGCUCGCUCGCGCCGGAGGCGGAGGCCGGAGAGGAGGCCAAGUAGCCCGGCCCGGAGCGAGGCGAGGCGAGGCGUCCCUUGCCGAAGGGCAGCGGCAGUAGCAGCUGCCUCCUCCUCCUCCUCCUCCUCCCGGGGCCCCCUUCGCCCCCCGGCCAUGGGGAACACGGCGAGCGAGCGCGGGUCCGGAGAGCGUCCGGGGGGCAAGGCGCCCCGCUCGGAGGGGUCCGGGGUGGCUGCGCCGGCCAAGGAGCCCCCUCCCCACAAGAUCAUGGUGGGCAGCAGCGACGACCCCGCCCUCUUCAACGCCCCCGGCGCCAAGCUUCCCGGGGAUAAAGGCUUCGUGUCUUGGCACCAUGACCUGGACGAGUCCCUCAAGCCAGCCCAGCAGGCUCGCCCCACCGUCAUACGCUGGACGGAGGGAGGGAAGGAAGUCUUCAUCUCGGGAUCUUUCAACAGCUGGAGCGCCAAGAUCCCUCUCAUUAAAAGCCACAAUGACUUUGUCGCUAUUCUGGACCUUCCUGAAGGGGAGCACCAGUACAAGUUCUUUGUGGAUGGCCAGUGGGUUCAUGAUGCCUCCGAGCCAGUGGUCACCAGUCAGAUGGGGACAAUUAACAAUCUGAUUCAUGUCAGGAAGUCUGACUUCGAAGUGUUUGAUGCUUUAAAGGUGGACUCCCUAGAAAGCUCAGAGACUUCCUGUCGAGACCUUUCCGGCUCCCCUCCUGGAAUAUAUGGCCAAGAAAUGUAUGUUUAUCGACCUGAGGAGCGUUUCAAGUCUCCACCCAUUCUUCCUCCCCAUCUCCUCCAAGUCAUCCUAAACAAGGAUACUAACAUUUCGUGUGACCCAGCCCUCUUGCCUGAGCCAAACCAUGUGAUGCUGAACCAUCUCUAUGCCCUGUCAAUUAAGGAUAGUGUCAUGGUGCUCAGUGCGACCCAUCGCUACAAGAAGAAAUAUGUCACUACUCUCCUCUACAAGCCCAUCUGAGUUGGGUCUGUCCUUGUCUCCAUGGGAGCCCAGGCUGCUGCUUUGUCUGCGCACAUCGGAAGAGAAGCAGAGACAAGAGCAGGUGUCGGCUUCUGGGCUCUUUAUCAGAGGCUACUGCUCUGCGUGAGAUCAGUCUCUCUUGGCUUUGCAGGCUGAUCAAGAGCUUUCUUUCUUGAUGGCUGUUUGUGACAUACAAGUUGUAGCACAAGGAUAUUACCAAAUUUGGGGGGUGCAUGACCUUCUAUAGACUUCUCAACCAUGGGGGUGAAAUGGCUUCCUCCUGGGGAAUGUGAAGAAGCUUCGAGGCGUCCUUUCUUGCUAACCUAUCCUGGACAGCCUUUUGUAAUCCCCCAAGAGUUUUCUAGGAGUAGAACAGUGUCAAGGUAGAGAUCGGCUGCUCCUUAUUUUACCUGGCCCUGGGAGAAUUAUACAUUUCCUGCUCCCUUCAUGUUAUAGUCAUUGUUGCCAAGGCAUGCUACAAUGGGGUGACCGGGACCCAGAGGAUAGGUCUGUCUAGCACAUGGUUACAAAUCAUGAAGACUAGACAGAACCUCCACACUUACAAGGAGUGAGCUACUGAAUCUCCGUUCCCAUCAAGUGCUGCCUGUUGGUUUCCCGACAGCAUCUUGUUGACCAUGGUAGGAGGAAGUGUGUUGGACUACACAGACCUCUGGUCUAAUGGGGCAGGGCAGUUCUACUGCUGCAGGCCUUUCGCGGCCACACCCAAUAUUGCGGAGUUGCUUCAGUAUGGCACCAUCUUAAACCAUAAGGUGUGUGUCCUUUCCUGUGGAAUCACACUGUUCUGGAGCAGUAUUUUCAGUGUUGGACACUCCUGUGAAGGGCCCUUGAGUCGCUCCUCUUCGGAAUGUUUUUAUUAUCUAAGAAAAGAAUCGGCUGUGGUCUGCAGACAUAUGCAAACAAAUAUUGUGCAGCAGGAAGUAGCUGCAGUGUGGAAGGUAAUUGACGCUGGAAAUGUGGAGCUGCCUUGCAGUCUCACACCAAAGGUCCAUUUUGCCCAGCCAGCUGGAAGCUAAUAAAGAGAGCAGGUUUAUGAAGACUUUCCUCUCUUCUUUAUCCCCAGAAUCAAAGGCAUAUCACAUCUAAAUGUUGAGGCUGUUUUAAGAUGUCAUGAGUAAUAUUUAAUAUUCACAUUCAUUGGAAUUGGCUUUUCCUGCCUAUUUUUAGCCCUUAGCUGCUGGGGAGAGCCUGGCUACUGCCUUCACGCUAUACUUGUUUUGGGCAGACCAUCCAAAUCGGAACUUGGGGUGACCUGUAGUUAGCCAACUCCCUUUCCCUAACACAUUAGCUUUGGGGGCAUUUUGACGUAAAAUUUUGUGUGUUUUAAAAAUGAAUUUUAUAUGGGCAUAGGAAAAAGUCCUGAGAUACCUGACAUUUCUCUGGUGGCUAGCACAUCUCUUAGGAUAUUGAGAAUCACAGUUUUGACUUACUGUUGUCUUAAACAUUUUCUAACCUUCAAAACAGUGGAUAUUUGGGGGUGGGGAAAUGAGAGAAUUAGAUGGUUUAAGAAAUAUUUUUACCCAGUGCUGUUCUAGGCACAUAUAAGCAAGUAGCCUAAGUCAUUAGUCACUUGGACCAUGCUGUCGGCUUAGAUUAGGCAUCCCCAAACUUCGGCCCUCCAGAUGUUUUGGACUACAAUUCCCAUCUUCCCCAACCACUGGUCCUGUUAGCUAGGGAACAUGGGAGUUGUAGGCCAAAACAUCUGGAGGGCCGCAGUUUGGGGAUGCCUGGCUUAGAUUGUGAUGUGGAGAGAAGUGCAGGAAUGCAGGAAGAGAACAGAAGAGUUGAGGUGAACUAAGAAGUGGGCUGGGGCUGGUAGCAGCCAGGGAAGGGGCAGGGCUAAAGUGGCAGAGGCUGGGGGGGGCAUAAAUAGAAAAGGGUCUCUGUACGGCUCUCACAUGGCACAUGGUUUCCAUACUGGCAGGUCACCUGGCAGAGAGGAGUUUAAUAUUCAGCCUGAUCCUUUUCCUCCUAAUAAAUCUGGCAGGAGGUCCUGGCUGAGCAUGAGGAGCCACAGGGAGCACCUGCACAGGAUACUGUCCCUUUUAAUGUAUUACAGAUAUUUGCAAUAUAGAAUGGGUUCCUGUGGACGAUGCUCUUCCAAGUGUUCCUGGUGAUGGCAGCUUGUAUGGGGUAAGAGGAGCCACUUUUCCCUUUACCCUGAAAAAGUGUCAUCACAAAUACUUUGGAGGAUCAUCCCAGAAUCUACGUUGACCCCUCUCCCAUCAGGAGCAUAGUCCAGUUUUAAUUUAUUGUGUACAGAAACUGAAGAAUUUUUUUUCAUUGAAAUGUAACUUUAAUCAAAAUGUAUGCAAGUUAUUAAAUGAAAAACAGGC
This is a messenger RNA of Zootoca vivipara (common lizard), 3488 nucleotides long. RefSeq names its product protein kinase AMP-activated non-catalytic subunit beta 2 (gene PRKAB2). NCBI's taxonomy places the organism in Eukaryota, Metazoa, Chordata, Lepidosauria, Squamata, Lacertidae. Gene Ontology annotation, biological process: signal transduction. The record is from RefSeq and is a predicted model, not a curated record. Gene Ontology annotation, molecular function: protein kinase binding. Gene Ontology annotation, cellular component: nucleus; cytoplasm; nucleotide-activated protein kinase complex.